AUGGCCGGGGAGGCUACGAACGGUGUCAAUGGGGUCACAAAUGGCACCCAUGGAGCUACAAACGGAAUGACAAAUGGAACAAAACCGAAGACGAGCUCGCCUCCCAGCCAAAGCACUGCUCCUCAAGCUAAGAGAGGUGAUGUUGAGGGUACAUUCGCCAAGUACGCUCAAUUGAUCCAUGCCUCCAGGCGCCCUCUACCAACUCAGUCCGGAGACGGAUCGUACCUCAGAGAUGAGAUCAAGUAUACAAGCACAUUUUCGGAUUUGAGGACCAUGGGUUUCAAGGGUAUUUCCACCUUGCUAGCAGUGAGGAAGCAGAAGAAAAGCGGAAAACUAGACGACGACCGAAAGUACACCAUGGAGCGUGUCAUCAGCCUUGUUGCUGGCCUUCCACCGCAAUCAAAGAUGCGCAAAGACCUGACAAACACCUUCGUCAAGGGGCUUUGGGAUUCCAUCCCUCACCCGCCGCCAACAUACUUUGGCGAUGAGUAUAGAUAUCGAUCUGCAGAUGGAUCUUACAACAACCCAAUGAUACCACAACUCGGCGCAGCACGCACCCCUUAUGCUCGUUCUAUAAUCCCGGAGUCAAUUCAACUGGGAUCCCUUCCCGACCCUGGACUCAUCUUCGAUAGCAUCUUUGCGCGUGAAAAGUUCAAGCCUCAUCCUAACGGAGUUUCAAGCAUCUUCUUCAACUGGGCAUCUUUGAUCAUUCACGAUCUCUUCCAAACCGAUUACAAAGACCCUAACAUCUCGGAGACCUCAUCAUACCUUGACCUAUCUAUCUUGUACGGAGACAACCAAGAGGAUCAGAAUAAGGUGCGAACCUUCAAAGAUGGGAAACUGAAGCCUGAUUGCUACUCUGAAUCGCGCCUCCUUGCCUUCCCCCCUGCCUGCAGUGUCAUCCUUAUCAUGUUGAACAGAUUUCACAACUAUGUAGUUGAGCAGCUUGCCGCUAUCAAUGAAGGCGGCCGAUUUGCGAAACCCAGGAGUGGACUUAGCCCGGAAGCCACUGAGAAAGCCUGGGCUAAAUACGAUAACGACCUGUUCCAGACUGGACGAUUGGUCACUUGUGGCCUAUACAUUAACAUCACCCUCUAUGACUACGUCCGUACCAUUAUCAACCUAACCAGAAGCAACACUACAUGGUGUCUGGAUCCACGAGUAGCCAUGCGUGAGGGUGCAACUCCAGAGUCAGCUGCUAGUGGAAUUGGCAACCAGGUGUCCAUGGAAUUUAACCUUGCAUACCGUUGGCAUUCGUGUAUCGGUGCUGCUGACGAAGAAUUUACAAACAAAACUUAUCAGCAGAUGUUCGGGAAACGUGGAGAGGACCUCUCCCUCCCAGAGCUCGUCGGGGGACUCGGAAAAUGGCAGGCAGGCAUACCUGACGACCCUGCCGAGAGAACCUUUGCCGGCCUCCAGCGAAAGCCUGAUGGUACCUUUGAUGAUGGUGAGCUCAUGAAUAUCAUGACUGAAGCAAUCGAAGAAGUUGCUGGAUCAUUCGGCCCUAAGAAUGUUCCAAAGGCUCUUCGGGGUGUUGAAAUUCUGGGUAUGCACACAGCCCGUAAAUGGGGGUGCGCUUCUCUCAACGAAUUCCGUAGAUUCUUUGGAUUGAAAGAAUAUCAGACAUUCGAAGAAAUCAACUCUGAUCCCGAGAUCUCUGGAGCUCUACGUAACCUCUACGAGCACCCUGAUCAUGUUGAGCUGUACCCCGGUAUCGUUGCCGAAGAGCCAAAGGUUCCCAUGGUUCCUGGCGCCGGUAUUUGCCCAACCUAUACCAUUUCUCGUGCCAUCCUGUCCGAUGCUGUUGUAUUGGUGAGAGGAGAUCGUUUUUACACAGUUGAUUAUCAUGCGAAGAACUUGACCAACUGGGGCUACGCUGAGACUCACUAUGACCUCAGUGUUAACCAAGGUUGCAUGUUUUACAAAUUGAUGCUUAGGGCAUUUCCUAACCAUGUCAAGGGUGAUUCCAUCUAUGCCCAUUAUCCGAUGACCAUUCCAAGCGAAAACAAGAAGAUCUUCACGGACCUGGGUCGACACGAUGACUACUCCUGGGACCGACCAUCCUUCACCCCUCCUCGUGUCAACAUUACCUCCUACAUUGGAGCCAAAACGAUCUUGGAAAACUCCAAAGACUUCCGCGUCACCUGGGGCGAAGCAACCGGCUUCCUGUUCGGCAAGGGGGGAUUGGAUUUCAUGCUUUCUGGAGACAGUUCAUUCCACACUCAGCAGCGCAAAACCAUGGGCAAGGCGCUUUAUCAUAGCGAAUGGAAGAAGGAUAUCAAGCAGUUUUACGAGGAUAUCACCCUAAGGCUCCUUAAAGAGAAGUCUUGUAAGAUUGCAGGCAUCAACCAAGUGGAUAUCACCAGAGAUGUUGGCAACCUUGCACACGUACACUUCGCUUCCAACAUCUUCGGCCUGCCAUUGAAAACAAAGGAGAACCCCAAGGGUAUCUACACUGAACACGAAAUGUUCAUGAUCAUGUGUUUGAUCUUUACCACUAUCUUCUUUGAUCUAGACCCAGCCAAAUCAUUCCCAUUGAGACAGGCAGCCAGAACUGUCGCCCAGCAACUUGGCCAGAUCAUGGAGGCUCGUAUCAAAUCUGUCAAGUCACCGAGUAUCUCUGGAUUAUUCAACCGCCUAGGCGAGAACAAAACCGCUCUGUCUGACUAUGGUAUCCACAUGAUUCGACGUCUCCUUGACUCUGGCCUCAGUGUUGAACAAGUUACCUGGUCUCAGGUUAUGCCAACUGCCGGAGCUAUGAUUCCCAACCAAGCACAAGUGUUCACCCAAAUUAUCGACUAUUACCUUUCUGAGGAAGGUAAGGUCCAUCUGCCUGAUAUCAAACGCUGGGCCAAGGAGAGAACAAAUGAGGCCGACGAGAAGCUGCUCCACUACUGCAUGGAGGGUAUUCGAUUAAACGGUACUUUUGGCUCCUACCGCGAGUCAACGGCCGCUCUCAAUAUUGAUGACGAUGGUCGUGAUGUUUCUGUCAAGCCUGGUGACAAGGUCUUUGUCAGCUUUGUCGGUGCUGCCCGCGAUCCGAAUAUCUUCCCAUCGCCGCACGAAGUUCGCCUCGACCGACCUUUGGAUUCCUACAUCCAUUAUGGUGAAGGUCCCCACGCCUGCUUAGGAAAGGAUGCAAACAUGCUCGCCCUCACCUCCAUGUUGCGUGUUGUUGGCAGCCUAGACAACCUCCGACGAGCUCCAGGUCCCCAAGGUGAACUGAAAAAGAUCCCCCGCCCUGGUGGUUUCUACAUCUACAUGCGUGAGGACCAAAGCGGCUACUUCGUCUUCCCUAUGAGUAAGUUUUCCCUUUUUCUAUCCUUCAAAGUCCACUACGAUGGAGAACUGCCAGUUCCAGCAACCCGUUAG
Messenger RNA from Microsporum canis CBS 113480, 3372 nucleotides. RefSeq names its product linoleate diol synthase. The transcript has 13 exons. The record is from RefSeq and is a predicted model, not a curated record. Gene Ontology annotation, molecular function: peroxidase activity; heme binding; monooxygenase activity. NCBI's taxonomy places the organism in Eukaryota, Fungi, Ascomycota, Eurotiomycetes, Onygenales, Arthrodermataceae. Gene Ontology annotation, biological process: response to oxidative stress. Bases 1 to 3372 code for a protein of 1123 amino acids.